AUGACGGAAAACAUCCCUCCUUCUACUUUGCCGCCGCCACCUUCCACGGCUGGCGCCCCCGGUUACGAUGGCCCACCAGGGAGCAAUGGCCACACUAGCACAAGCAUGGGACCUCCGGCAUUACCUCCAGUGGUGAUUCCACAGAACAACAACCCCGUUCCCAGUCCUGUCACUCCUGGAACGGCUUUGUCGCCUUCCUCGGGAGGAGUCGUCCGAAGAGCUGCGCCGGAGCCGAAUAAGAGAGCACUUUAUGUGGGUGGUCUCGAUCCUCGAGUGACCGAAGAUGUCCUUAAACAGAUCUUUGAGACUACUGGACAUGUGGUCAGUGUCAAGAUAAUUCCCGAUAAGAAUUUCAACUCUAAAGGCUUCAAUUAUGGGUUUGUAGAGUACGAUGAUCCGGGUGCCGCUGAACGGGCCAUGACAACUUUAAACGGCCGUCGAGUCCAUCAAGCCGAGAUUCGUGUCAACUGGGCAUAUCAAUCCAACACUGCGAACAAAGAGGACACUUCAAAUCAUUUUCAUAUUUUCGUUGGAGAUUUGAGUAACGAAGUCAAUGACGAGGUUCUGCUGCAAGCUUUUUCAGCUUUUGGUUCUGUUUCCGAGGCACGAGUGAUGUGGGACAUGAAGACCGGUAGAUCUCGUGGAUAUGGAUUUGUGGCAUUCCGUGAAAGACCUGAUGCGGAAAAGGCCCUCUCUUCGAUGGACGGGGAAUGGUUGGGCAGUCGAGCGAUUCGUUGCAACUGGGCAAAUCAAAAGGGCCAACCGUCCAUCUCUCAACAACAGGCCAUGGCAGCAAUGGGCAUGACUCCUACCACGCCAUUCGGACAUCAUCAUUUUCCCACUCAAGGCGUCCAGUCCUAUGAAAUGGUUGUGAACCAAACUCCUACCUGGCAAACCACAUGCUACGUCGGUAAUCUCACGCCAUACACGACGCAGGCUGAUCUGGUCCCUCUCUUCCAAAACUUUGGAUAUGUCGUUGAGACUCGCUUCCAAUCGGAUCGGGGUUUCGCGUUCAUUAAGAUGGACACACACGAGAACGCCGCAAUGGCAAUUUGUCAACUAUCUGGUUACAAUGUCAAUGGAAGGCCAUUGAAAUGCUCCUGGGGCAAAGAUCGUCCACCGACUGGUCAAUUCGAUACCUACUCGCCACAAACCUCGAUUGGUUCGGCCACGACGCCUGGUGGUUACAAUCCAGCCUCGCCAUAUUUCCCACAAUACGGCGGCCCAGCACCCAUGACGCCGCAGGGUCCGAGUCCUGGUGGACGAGGUGCCUGGGAUCCAAACCAUCUCCCCAGUCCUUACACCCAGUCCCCUCAGUCGGCAUUCGGUCAGGUUCCACCAUCAGCCGGAGGAUAUGGACGUGGACAGAAUGCACCAGGCGGAAUUUAUCAACAGCCACCGCCGCCGUCAUUUGGUAACAACUAUCCUGGAUACCAGGCAUAA
Molecule: messenger RNA, 1443 nt
Organism: Rhinocladiella mackenziei CBS 650.93
Lineage: Eukaryota; Fungi; Ascomycota; Eurotiomycetes; Chaetothyriales; Herpotrichiellaceae
Exons: 4
Coding region: 1-1443 (480 amino acids)
Molecular function (GO): RNA binding
Source: RefSeq, a predicted model, not a curated record